AUGCUUUCUAACACCCAUACCAACAAACCCAAGAGCACCAUUCUCAGCAUUGUUAGCUAUGCUCUAAAAGGCCCACCACUCGACUUUGAGCCUGACGUUCAUAUCAAUGCUCGCCGCCUUCUCAACCCACCAUCUGAGCUCCGUAAGGCCUUCGAUGGUCGUUGCGAAGGCCUUCGCAAGAACCUACGAGCAGAUCCUGUCUUUCACGAACUACUUGCCGAAGCUCAACCUCAGAUCUUCAAGACCGAGGAGACAAGAAGAGCACUGAUGAUAAACACAAAGGACAACAGCUUUCACCUGGUUGAGAUCAAGGUUGCAGUGGCCUGUGUCAGAGGGCGUCAUCGCAGUACAGCUGUUGCCGAGGAGCUGGCCAAGCUGCCCAUAUGGCCAGAACAUUACGACGUCAGAGUGUACCAUCGCGAUGUUGAUACGCCUCACCGCUACCAGAACUGGCACCAGCAGAAUCUGGAGCGUGAGAGGAAGGGCGAGACUGUUGGCAUUGGUCAUUACGGCAUUGAGAACGAUCCUGACGGAGACGAUAACGACGAUAACGACUUCGAUCGCGAUACUAACACCUAG
Aureobasidium musti is the source of this 579-nucleotide messenger RNA. Lineage: Eukaryota; Fungi; Ascomycota; Dothideomycetes; Dothideales; Saccotheciaceae. The record is from the annotation of a GenBank genome assembly.